AUUAAAAGCUACCAAACUUCCUACCACCGCCCGUCGCUACCGCACACUUCUUCUGCCGUUCUACGUUUCGCUUUCCCUUCUUCUCAACUCCUCUCAAAACCCCUGCCAAGCACCUUCUUUUUCCUAAAACAGAGGGGUUUUAGACCACAGAGAGAAAUGAUCGGGCGCUUCCUCAGAAAUGGCCGCGUCCACCGCCUCUCUCAGGGCCGUUCGGUCGCCGACUUCACCCCCGCCUCCAUCGCGCCUCCCAUUUUCCGAACCCACCACCCGCAUUCGAGGCCUUACCACCAUUUCUUCAAGAAAGUCAAGGAGUUUGAAAUCUCGCCUUCUGUCUUCCCUUCACAAUUUCUGUCCUCUCCGUCUUCUUCCUCGACUAUUGGGUUCGUGGGUUGGUAUUUGGGAAUGGUCAAAGCUCGCCCAGUCCUCACCAAAAGCAUCACCUGUUCCCUUAUUUACACAGCCGCCGAUUUGUCUUCCCAGACAAUAGCAUUACCAUCUUCACAAUCUUACGACUUUCUAAGGACGUUACGCAUGGCUGGAUAUGGGUUGAUAAUCUUAGGACCAUCACUGCAUUAUUGGUUCAACUUUGUGUCAAAAAUCCUUCCAAAGCGGGAUUUAGUUACUACAUUGAAGAAAAUCAUCAUGGGGCAAACACUUUAUGGACCUGUUAUGACAACAUUUUUCUUCUCUGUGAAUGCAGCUUUGCAAGGGGAGAACAGUUCAGAGAUCACUGCUAGAUUGAAGAGAGAUUUGCUCCCUACGAUGAUCAAUGGUGUCAUAUACUGGCCCUUUUGUGAUUUUGUGACAUUCAAAUUCAUCCCUGUGCAAUUACAGCCGUUGGUGAGCAACUCAUUUUCCUAUCUGUGGACUGUCUACAUCACAUACAUGGCGAGCUUGGAGAAGGCAGGCCCCAAUUAGAAAUGCGCGAAGCUGAUAGACUCCAAAGGAUAUUUGUGUUCCUGAUUAAACUAACUGCUAGCUGGUAGUUGCUCAAGAAAUUUGGUAAUCCUGAAAUUUUUGGAAGCCUCUCAAGGAUGCCAGUGCAACGUGGAUGGCUAAGCAUUUUUAAACUGGGACAACAGAUCGUUUCAUUCUUUUUAGUUGAGGUGCAGUCAUUGUCAUUGAUUUUUGUUUGUAAAAAUAUUAAAUAGUUGUUGUAAGAAUCAUAAAAAAUUAAACAUUGCAGGUUAUAUAAAGCUGUGGAAUAGCUUCCAAGUGUUCUUUG
This is a messenger RNA of Malania oleifera, 1225 nucleotides long. RefSeq lists its product as uncharacterized. The record is from RefSeq and is a predicted model, not a curated record. NCBI's taxonomy places the organism in Eukaryota, Viridiplantae, Streptophyta, Magnoliopsida, Santalales, Ximeniaceae. Gene Ontology annotation, cellular component: membrane; cytoplasm. The transcript is spliced from 4 exons. Bases 157 to 918 code for a protein of 253 amino acids.